Molecule: messenger RNA, 2795 nt
Organism: Callorhinus ursinus (northern fur seal)
Lineage: Eukaryota; Metazoa; Chordata; Mammalia; Carnivora; Otariidae
Source: RefSeq, a predicted model, not a curated record
GCUGUAUGGAAUGUCUCCAUUAACUUUUUUUGGGGAAUGAAGAGCAACAGUCUUCCAUCUCUCCUUAUCCUCGGCGGAUCAUCUGUUUCUUCUUCCAGAACCCUCCUAAUAACGGCGUUCCCAAUCUUGCUUAUGCUCAAAAAGCAUAGUCUUAAAACCAAAAUGUUUUUUACCAUUUUUUUCCCUUUCUUUUUCUUUUUUUUUUUUUUUAAAGAGCAGCUUCCAGAAGUUAUAAGGAGUCUGGAAGGGAAAACAAAUUGCCUUCCUCGACUCCCCCAAGACUAGCCACUUUAGAAAAUGUCCUCUCGUCCCUAAAACCCGCCCCCACAUAGGCAGGGUUUUUCUUUUGGGCAAACCUGCUGCUUGGGAAGGGAAAGGAAGGGAGGUGGCAAAACCUGUUUGAAGGUAAGGUUACCUCCCUUCCACACCUCCCUCCCCUUUGGAGACAAGAGCAACAACAGUGAGACAGAGAAAAAGACCACAGAAGUGCUGGGGAGCUGGGACAGCCAGCUCCCAGACAGCUGCAAGUGUUUAAGGGAGACAGGAAGACCUGUGAAGAUGGGAACCACGCAAGAAGUGGGAGAAAAAACGUUAGAUCUUGGGUAAGUAAGAUCUGGCUCACUUGAUUGGAAACAAGCAACGAAUAGUCUUGAGGGACUUUCCCACCAUUCAGCUCUGACCAGGGCAAAUCUUGGCUUCCUGGAAGAGACGUGACUGCAAGAGAAUGAAUUUGCAGGGAAGGGGUAGGGUGGCUCUAGGUAGGAAAUGGGGAACUGGGGGUUUCGGGAUAAUUCCCUAUCAUUUUGUUUUUAAAGGAAGCUUCUCUAUUUUGUGUCUGAUAAAACUGUGCCUGUUGUCUGUUUUCUAACACCCACUCCCCAGAAUGGCCCUCUGGAAAGCUGACCUAGAAAGAAAUUUAGGUUCAGGUACUCCUUUCCCAGCAGUCUGUCUCCCUCCUUACCUUCUUCCCCCACCCUUCCACCUCUGCCAUGGUUUUCCCUGACCACUCCCCAGUGUGGUGGAGGAAAGGCAGGCCUGACGAGGUGCCAUCUUCCCUCCCUAACUGCCUGGUGACAGCUGGGCGGGUCUGUCAGGUUCCAGCCAGGUGUAAUGUGGAAUAUCCCUACCCACUGUGUAAGCGGAGCAACACCACAGAGGGCCAGGGAGAAUGCUGAAGCAGUGGGGCCAGCCUCAUCCCUGAGACUUGGGGGACUGGAGCUGAAGGAGGAGUGGCAGGACGAAGAAUUCCCCAGGUUUCUUCCUGAAGAAGCGGACCCUUCUGAAGAUCCUGACGAUCCUGAGAGAGACUCACAGACAGGUACUCCCAGCACUUUAGCCUUGUGUGGCCCUCGUCCCAUGCGUAAGCGUCUUUCUGCGCCAGAGCUGCGACUGAAUCUGACUAAGGGGACUGGAGGCGACGGAACUUCUCCCACGUGCUCUGAACCUUCCUCUCCUGAUGGCAGUUCUGACCUGGACGUAGAUGAAGUGGAGACCCCGUCAGACUCGGAGCCCCUGGACAGUGGACAUGAAUUUGAAUGGGAAGAUGACCUGCCCCGGGCAGAGGGUCUGGGGGCCAGUGAGGCGGCAGAAAGGCUGGGCCGGGGUUGUGUGUGGGAUGUGGUUGGAGAAGAUGGCCGUCACUGGAGGGUGUUCCGGACAGGACAGCAGGAGCAGCGAGUGGACAUGACUGUCAUUGAGCUCUACAAGAAAGCCCUCUCUCAUGGAGGUUACCAUGGUGAUGGCCUCAAUGCUGUUAUUGUCUUCGCUUCCUGUUACCUACCCAGCAGCAGCAUCCCCAACUAUACCUAUGUCAUGGAGCACUUGUUCAGGUAUAUGGUGGGAACUCUGGAGCUGCUGGUCGCUGAAAAUUACCUGCUGGUUCACUUGAGUGGAGGCACGAGUAGGGCCCAGGUCCCACCUCUGGGCUGGAUGCGCCAGUGUUACCACACUCUGGACCGGCGGCUCCGGAAAAACCUGCGCGCCCUGGUGGUUGUCCACGCCACCUGGUAUGUGAAGGCAUUCCUGGCACUGCUUCGGCCCUUCAUCAGUUCCAAGUUCACACGAAAGAUCCGUUUUCUGAACAGCCUGGGAGAGCUGGCCCAACUCAUCUCCUUGGAUCAGGUUCACAUCCCUGAAGCUGUCAGACAGCUGGACCGGGAUCUCCAUGGCUCAGGAGGGACCUAGAGGAAGAUGGGAACCAAGGGCCUUAGAACCAAGCAAAGAUUAAUCUGCCUAUGCCCUAACCCUGAAACAUCUGGCCUGUUCCCUAAACCAUCUCAUCCUCAACCCCAGUACCACUGGACCUUCACAUUUCACUGGGGUGUCAUUCCUCUCAUGACCCUGCUUUCAAAGCAGGGCUCCAAGGUCCCGAACCUGAUCUGCCUGGUGAUCAUCAUUUCAGCUAGAGGGGUGCAUGUAGUGGCAUCCUGUACGGGAAAGGGGAAGGCUGUGGGUUUUGGUUCUGCUUCAGCUGCAGAACCUUGGGCAAAGAACUGCAUCAUUCUGAGUGUCCUUUUCCUCCCCUGUAAAUGAAGGUGCUAAGACCCUUUCCACCUGGGGCAUUCUAGCAGUCUGUGAAGCUCGGUGAGAGGUGGAGGGGAGAGCAGGGCUUAACUGACCACACAGCCUGCUGGGAACCAGGAGUCAGCUCCCUAAAUCUUGAAGAACCGCGGUUUCCUUCUUUGUCACAGCUGCUGCCUCUGAGUCUGGGAAGGAGUGCUUUCAAAACUUGUACUUUUGUCCUCUUGAAUCAAUUCAGAUCUGUAGCGGUUAAUAAACUGCGAUGCGAGAUUUAA